AUGUUCUCUUCAGGCAGGUUUGGGUUUCAGAAGCCUGCAUCCACUAGCAGUCAGAGCAUCCAGAAGGUAACACAGUCCAGCAAUUGUACUCUUGAGGAGGCUAUAGGUAAAGUGGCAGAGUCUGAUACCAGUGAUGAUGAUGGGGAUCAGGGCAGAAUUGACAGCAAUGAUGAACAAAUGGAUGGGGUUCAACAGAUGCCAAAGGACACAAGCAAUAUCACCAUGUUUGGCCAGCAUGAAGGGAAUUUAAGUGAUGAGCAUGAAAAUGGAACUCAGGAUGAUCUUAAUCCUGACAAUCUCAAUCCUGACAAUUUUAGUCUGGACAAUUUUAAUCCAGGUAAUGAUGAAGAUUUUAAUAACCAGUCCAACACUCCAGAGAAAGACUUUGAUGGUGAUUCUAAUGAUGAAGCUGAGGACAAAACAGAGGAAAGUGAAGUUUUUGAUGUGCUCGAGCAUCAUCAAGUGAAGAAUGGAUGGCGUUCUCCUCUCAAGGACACUCUUUGUCAAAGCCUGCUUAUUGGUCAGAUCAUGCAAGAUUACCUGUUCAUUCAUGCUCUCAUAGUGCUACACCUGACAAACCUGAUUCAUACAGAAAGCAUUGAGAUGCACUACAACUUGCCCAAGAAGUCAUCAACAUUGAAUUGUGAAUAUACCACAAGAACAAGAUUAUAUUGGAUAAUGUACCAGACACAAAUGGCAUGGCUGCUCUGUGAUGACUUAUUUACAUUCCGCACACAGCUGAAGAAAGUCAUUGUAUCCAUCAUGAAAACAUCCUAUGGCAUCUUCCCAAAGGGCACUGUGGCAUGCAAGGAGAUGCAAAAAUGUGUCACUGUGAAUGCCACUAAGCUACUAAAGACCACUCUCAAGGAUAGCUGCCUCGAAUUCUACUACAGCAAUAGCAAGAAGGCCCUCAAGAACACAGAAGAAUUUCAAUGUUCAAUACCUGUCAAUGGGCUGCUUCUUGUGGCUGUGAUGAUAAAGGGUGUCAUCACUGGAUUUCAUGAGACCAGCACUGACAAAGUCCCUGACCUCUCCACAGAUAAAUGUAGGGCCAACUUCAACUCAUUGCAAGAGUCAGUAGACAACCUCAUUGGUAAUCCUGAACAUGGUAAGGACCUUAAAGAGAUGCUGGAGGAGUGGGCUAUGAUUGGGAUGGGUGACUGUUAUUUUGAUGAUGACAAUGUGGGAGGCAGUGAUAUGGAGGAUGUCAAUGUCAUCUUAUAA
This is a messenger RNA of Suillus subaureus, 1224 nucleotides long. RefSeq lists its product as uncharacterized. The transcript has 9 exons. Bases 1 to 1224 code for a protein of 407 amino acids. Lineage: Eukaryota; Fungi; Basidiomycota; Agaricomycetes; Boletales; Suillaceae. The record is from RefSeq and is a predicted model, not a curated record.